UUACUUACUAGCCCCGAUCACGACUAGUGCCCGUCGGUUCCUCAGGAACCAAUCACCCCUCCUUCCCGUCGUGGAAUACGAUAGUCGACCCUCGCCUUGAUUGUCUGUGCGGCCUAUAGAAACAAUACUACUACAGUUUGGAGGGUGUGUGGUGAGAAGGCGGCUGCUUCCAUGUGAGUGGAUGGAUUCUUCUCUUUUUUGUUUCUUUUUGCCUCCCCAGCGUACACUAUCACCUCAGAUCGUCACCCUCUUACAUUUACACUUUUGGCAUCUUUUUUUCUUUUUCUUUUCUCUUGUUGCAGCGGAGUGGAGUGGAACCCGGAUGAGCGGUAACCAUACCGUACCGUACCGUGGAAGCUCCGCUUUGCCCCUCUCUCUCCAGGCUUUGGAUCCCGCGUCUCCCGCCAUGACGCCAUGGGUUCGGCUGCUGUUUGUGACGGUUUUGAGUUUCCCCGCAAGCUGACGAUCAAAUUAGAAUUUCUUAGUUCUGGAGGAG
Messenger RNA from Aspergillus costaricaensis CBS 115574, 496 nucleotides. RefSeq lists its product as uncharacterized. NCBI's taxonomy places the organism in Eukaryota, Fungi, Ascomycota, Eurotiomycetes, Eurotiales, Aspergillaceae. Bases 182 to 463 code for a protein of 93 amino acids. The transcript has a single exon. The record is from RefSeq and is a predicted model, not a curated record.